Effrenium voratum is the source of this 1863-nucleotide messenger RNA. The record is from the annotation of a GenBank genome assembly. Lineage: Eukaryota; Dinophyceae; Suessiales; Symbiodiniaceae.
AUGGCGGACAUCCGGCAGCAGCGUUUGCUGCCCGACCUGAUCAGCUACACCACUCUGAUCAAGGCCCACGGCCGCACGGCGCAGGCGGCCGGCGCGCUGCGGGCCGCGAGCUCUGCGGAGCAGGAUGGCAUUCGCCUGGAUGUCGCGUUCUUCUCUACACUGCUCUACGUGCUCGCGCGUGCCGGCAGAGUGACGGAGUGCGAGCGCUUCAUUGAUUCAAUGCCGGCUCGGAAUGUGAUGCCAGAUACAUCUUGCUUCAGCUCCGUGAUCCAUGCCUGCGCCAAGGCAGGCAAGCCCGGACGCGCAGAGCAUUGGCUGCAGCAGGCAGAUGCUCACGGACUGGCGACUGACGCGGCCAGUGCGGCCGUGCUGCGUGCACACGCGCGGGCCGGCGACGUGCAGCGAGCAGAGGCCAGCAGCUUUGCCAGGGUCUGCGUGACCUGCCUGAGGAUGGUGACGCCAGAGUGGCGCCAGAAAUGGAUAGAGGCAGUCGCCAAGAUCCGCAGCGACGUGGGCUAUGAGCAGAGUGCUCAACAAUUGCGCGACUUGCAGAAGACGGGGCUUCUGAAGUUGACGGAUCUCAAGAACGCGCCUGCAAAGUUCUUCGAGGCUCACCGCCUGCUGGCGCGGCAUGCGCCCAACCUGGGGCCGGGGUUUUGGAUCCGGUUCACGGUCCACUACAACCUCUUCGCGGGCUCCGUGCUGGCUGUUGGCACAGAGCAGCAGGUGAAGCAACUGGACGAGAUCCAGCAGAAGGGCCUUCUGGGAUCCUUUGGCCUUACCGAGAAGCUCGCGGGGGUGAACAGCGGCGGCGUUGUCAAUACGAUUGCGGAGUGGGAUGAUCAAGCCCAGGAGUUUGUCAUCACUUCCGCUGAUGUGGGCGCGCAGAAGAACUGGAUUUCCCAGGGCCUGGUUGGCGAAUUGUCCGUGGUGGUGGCUGACCUGCGGGUGGCUGGAAAGAGGUGCGGUGCCCACGCCUUCCUCAUGGAAGUGAGGAGGGAUGGCAAGGUGGUGGAGGGUGUGGAGCUGGGCGACAUGGGCCGCAAGACGGUGGGGAACGACCUUGAUAACGCCUGGAUUGCCUUCCAUGGCGCUCGGGCGCCUUCCUCGGCGCUGCUGAGCCGCUACGGCCACGUCACGCCCGGCCAGGGGGGCACCUAUGUGAGCAAAGUGCAGGGCCUCAGCAACAUGGCGAUGAUUGGCCAGCGGCUCUUCAGCGGUCGCGUGGCCGUGGCCUGGGCCGCGCUCACCUUCACGCGCAAGCUGUUCGAGAUGACCCGCGAGUAUUCAGAUCACAAGAAGUGCUGGGCGCCCAAGGGGAACGCCACCUUGACGCAGGUGCCGCAGCUCAACCAUCUGUACCUCCGCGCGGAGGAGAACUUGUCGCAGCUGGAGGCCUACGUGAGCCGCUGCGAGGCGGAGCUCAGCGCCUGCCUGCAGAAGGAAGAGAUCCCGCCCCCCGCGCUGCAGGAGGCCAUUGCUUGCUGCAAGAUCGCGGCCAGCGAGACCAGCAUUGACCUUUGCUUCCGCCUCAAGCAGGAUGUGGGCUCCCACGCCCUGAUGGGCGCCACCGGCUUUGAGCAGAUGGACUUCCUGCAGGCCUGCAAGUUCGCGGAGGGCGACUCGAGGAUAUUGAUGCAGAAGCUAGCCCGCGACCGCGUGAGGGUGACCAAGCCCCUGGGUAACAGCGAGGAGCAGAAGCUAGCGGCUGACCUGCAGGCAGCCAUGAAGGGCGGGGCCCAGGCCUGGGACGCCAGCUUUGAGAAGGUCUACGACCUCGCCUGGCAGGUUGUCCUUCGCCAUGUCGCAGAGAAGUGUCCAGGUACGGUUCUGCGAAUGCCAUGCGGUUUGUCCAAGUUGUGA